CGGAAAUUUCAAUUUUAAGAAGAACGUUGGGAUUUUAAAAGUGUAUGGUGAAGAUGAAGACUCAUGCAGAGGACCCCUCUGCUACUACACCUGCCUCUGCAGUCAAAAGAGUAAAGAAAGUGCGACGCAAGAUCAUCAGGAGUGACUUGAAUUUAUCUAGGAAUCGUAUAAUUAAAGCUCUUGGAUUGAAUACAAGUGCAGCUAACCGCUCAUUGAUCGCAAGAAGCACAUUGCGAGCUAAUAACCGUGCUCUGGCCCAGGCUCUGGAGAAUGCCAAACAGGAGAACCGCAUGUUGAACCAGGCGUUGGUGGAGGAGAAGGCCGAGCGACAGAACAUCAUGCUAAAACUGACCACUCUGAACAGGGUGGCUGGACUGACCAAUGAUAGCAUAGAGGCUGAAGUCCAGAAGCGAUUUGAUAAUCGGAUGUUUGACAAUCGCAAGCUGCUGAACACAAUAAGCUCCCAGCUGCUGGGAGUGGUGGAGCUACUGGGAGAAGCGCUGGAGACGACGAGUGGACGGCACUCGUCCCUGGGGUCUGGACGGGCUUCUGCCACGGGGGAGCCCGACGAACUGACAGAGGGUAUCUCUGUCUCCAGGCGAUCCAUCUACAACCAACCCGUCCGUAACGUCUUUGACAAGGGAGUGCCGAGACUGUCUGGGGGACAGCCUGGGAGUGAAGCCGUCCCUGGUCACUUUCCAGUGCAAUUGUCCGGUGUGGCGGCUAACCUCAGUCUGAUCGCAGAGUCUGUAGACCAUUUGGACGGUAUGGACACAGACCAGCAGCCUAAUUUACUGACCAAAGUCUCAGAGGAUGAGGAGGCAGAGGGAGCCAGAGGUAGACCUGGGAGUGUACACGAACCUGGAGAACCAAAGAGAUUGCUGUCUCUCCUUCCUCAACGUGUGCCGAAAAAGGCAGGUUCAUCAAGUGACAAUGCAACAGAAUCUGUUACAGAACAACAAACAGAUGUUGGGGGUCAAAAGACAAAGGCCACAGAGGCUGGUGAAUGGUCAGGCCAAGGAAAAAGCUCUAGUAUCAGCAAACCUUUAGGGACUGGAAAACAGCCAGGGCCCAGUAAGGAGCCCUCUGCAACUGUCGCCACAUGUAAGGCUACAAAGCCAGGACUUGGUGCUGGAAAACCCUCUAAAAGGAGCAAGAGAAAAAGGUCUCCUGAAACAGAAGAGUCAUUUGACAGUACAGGACAUUGUGAAAGUGGGGAAGAGAUAGCAAUGCCUGGUGACGGGACUGAGCAGAAAGGCAUAGAUCGCAGGGGGACUUUUGUCCUCCCAAUCAUACAAGCAGAACGAAAAGAGCCCAGAAAAAGUAGCGUACAACCUGAGAGUGAGGAAGAGUUGUCAUCGCCCACUGAUAAGGCUGAGGAAAAGACUGCAGACCGCAGGGGAACUUUUGUUUUGCCUGCCAACCCAGCUGAAUCAAACGAGCACAGCAAAGGCUGUAAGUCAUCAAAGCCAAGCCGUAAGGAAGCCUUUACGCUGCCAUCAGUGCUUCGUGCCAUCAGGAGACCCUCUGAACAAACAGUGGACGAGUCUGAAGAAGUGGAAAAGCAAGCAGACAAACGCGGGGAGAAGCGAACCAGCAAACGUCAGACUUACAGUAUUCCCAACCCAUUCAAACCGGCAUCAAAAUGUAGCGAUCAGACACAAGACCGUGCAGAUCAACAGAUGAAAGGCUAUGACAUGACAGAGACAACUGCGAAGGAAAGACGCAAGAAGAUGGCUGCUAAACGGCAGGAUGGCAGUUCUGCGGACAACCUAGCCGAAAAUGCUUCUUCUUCUGUCCUUGCCAAGACCUCAGGGAAAGCAAGGAGGGGAACAUUUCUUCUGCCUGCCAGAAAAACGGAUGCCAAAGAAUCGGCAGACGGAGGCCUGACCUCUGACACAGAGGAGGAAAUAGAAAAGUUUUUCAAAGGUGAAGGGGAUUCCCUUUUGGUUGAGCGAAGCUUUGAGUUGCCUAGUAAUAAGGACAGUGGUGCUCCACAGUUGAGUGUUGAGCCUGCUCAAAGUGCAGCCAGUGACCAGUAUGGUGCCAACAUGAUGGAAGAGGAUGAUGCCACUGUCCUUAUGGACAUGGAUAUGGAGUUCACAGAAGUCAUCAACAUCCCCAUGAUUCUGGGGGGACAGUCCAUGACAAUGUCGUGUGUGCCUGUCCUACAGCCGGCACAGCAAGGCAGUGGAUCGGCAAUACCAGCGACGAAGGCUCAGCAUGAACCCAAGUCCUACGAGCCCAACAAACCUGCAACCACAACCACACAUGCCGUGAAAGAAAAGGAGAGGGCCCUCCCAGCCACUGAGGAGUCUGAGGAUGACCAGGGGAAAGGUAAAGGUGAGCCCAAGGACCCUGCAACCACAAGCACAUGUGCCCUCCCAGCCAGUAAGGACUCUAAUAAUGACCAGGGUAAAGCUAAAGGUGAGCCCAUGGACCCUACAACCACACGUGCCAUCAGAGAAAUGGAGAACGCCCUUCCAGCCACUGAGGAGUCUGAGGAUGACCAGGGUAAAGGGAAAGGUAACGAGUCUGCCAAGAGUCUCGUGGAGGUCCGAGUUGGCAAACUGGGUGAUGUCCGCUAUGCUGUGGGCCGCAAAGACGAUAAUGGUGUCAGACAAGCAGUCCCCGAAAAACUCCCCGCCAAAACUCGAUCCAAGCAGAGAAAGCCUAAGGCUUCGGCUAAGUCAAGCAGCAAGUCAAACGUGCUCCAAACUGAGCGUACAUCUACAGAACCCCCUUCCAUAUUUGACUACCAUGACAAAACUCCUCAGGUCACUAAGGAGAAGACAGCCUCCUCACACAAAUCUGUUUUUGAUGUCUCCAUGAAUGAAUCGUGUGUGGGGCAGAAGUUUACUUUCCAGGAGUUCCGCAAACAGCUGUCCAGAUGCUCGUCUGCCUCCACAGAUGAAGAUCAGCUUCAGGCUGGCAAAGAAAGCAAAGCUAAAAAGCCAAGAAGCAAAUCCAGGUCAAAAGCCAAAAAAAACGACACAGUGGAUAAUCUUGUUGAGGAAAGUGAUAGUAAUCCAGAAGAGAAGCGAAGCAAGGAAAAGAUGGCUCCAAAACCCAGGAGUAAUCAGAGAAGAGCAUCUGCACGGUUAGAAUCACUUAAGAGCACCGAUUCGGAAAAAGAAAACACUGAUAAUGUCACAUCUAAAGACCCCAAGUCACAGACAACUGAGAACAAGAAGCAAAGUGAGUGUCGAAAAUCUCAAGCUAAAGAAGGCAGUCGGCAAGGUAUCCUCAUCAAUUCAGGGACAGUCUCGGAUGAUGACUCGCCAGUCGUGAAGAAGGCUCGUCUGAAGAAGAGGGUGACUAUUGCCAUUAUGCCUGACACGGACAGUGAGGAGGAAGUGGGAAAGGAGGUUGAGGAAGCAGCUCAGGUUAAUCCUGUCAUAGAGGAGACCCCAGUGCCAGCCAGUAGACGUCACCUAUCCAGACUCUCCCAGAACAUCUCCCCUCCAGACCACAGGGGCCAGGAACAGCAGCAGAAGGGAGGGGCUGAGAACCAGUGUCCUGAAACGACCGAUCAGGUGCCUGCCAGCCCUACAGACAAGCAGGCGUGCCUUGACAACCAUAAACGUACAUCCAGUGAGCUUCUGGCAUUGUAUAACCAACUGGAUCAGUUCGGUGAAGAUGAUGAAAACUCCAGGAAACGUAGACGAAGAGGUGCCACUAAUGUCUGCUACAAGGAGCCAAGACUGAGAAGUAAACUGCGACAAGGGGACAAAUACACAAGUUCAGUGUAUGGAGAAAACGAACUGCCAACAAAGAAGAAAGCUGGUCGAUCUAGAAGCAAGAGCAGCCUGGCAAAACGCUCCUCAACCCGUCCUCUUAUUGAUACUCAGUAACUGUUUUAUACAUACCAUUGCUAGUCUUUGCACAUAUUCUACCUUAUUAUCCAUUGUAUAUAUUUAACAUACAUGUCUGUAAUGUGUGUGUAGGUGUAGCCAUGGGUUAGCUACAUGUAUGUUAUGUGUGUGUAGGUGUAGCCAUGGGUUAGCUACAUAUAUGUUAUGUGUGU
This is a messenger RNA of Liolophura sinensis, 4027 nucleotides long. RefSeq lists its product as uncharacterized. The coding region runs from base 45 to 3854 and encodes 1269 amino acids. The transcript is spliced from 10 exons. The record is from RefSeq and is a predicted model, not a curated record. NCBI's taxonomy places the organism in Eukaryota, Metazoa, Mollusca, Polyplacophora, Chitonida, Chitonidae.